Messenger RNA from Carlito syrichta (Philippine tarsier), 5816 nucleotides. It is a transcript of the gene UBN1, whose product is annotated as ubinuclein 1. The coding region runs from base 195 to 3602 and encodes 1135 amino acids. The transcript is spliced from 18 exons. Gene Ontology annotation, cellular component: nucleus. The record is from RefSeq and is a predicted model, not a curated record. Lineage: Eukaryota; Metazoa; Chordata; Mammalia; Primates; Tarsiidae.
GGGGGCCCGGCCAUGGACCGCGGCACGGGCCGGCCGCCCGCCCGGAGGCAGGGCCCGGGAGCCGGCCGCUAGCGGCGCCGGGGGCCGGGGCCGGGGCCGGCAUGAGGACCGCCGCGGGGGGACGUCUGUGGCCCGCGUCGGCGCUGGGGACAAAGAAGCCAUGCAGUGACACCCUCUAGGACUUGUUGGUAGCCAUGUCGGAGCCCCACAGGGUCCAGUUCACCUCUCUCCCAGGUUCCCUGAAUCCUGCAUUUUUGAAGAAGUCCCGGAAGGAGGAGGUUGGGGGAACAGAACAGCAUCAGGACUGUGAGCCGGCUGCGGCAGCUGUUCGGAUUACACUCACCCUCUUUGAACCAGAUCACAAACGCUGCCCAGAGUUCUUCUACCCAGAGCUGGUGAAGAAUAUACGAGGGAAAGUGAAAGGCCUUCAACCCGGAGACAAGAAGAAAGAUCUCUCGGAUCCUUUCAAUGAUGAAGAAAAGGAAAGACAUAAGGUGGAGGCCCUUGCCCGGAAAUUUGAAGAAAAAUAUGGUGGAAAGAAACGUAGAAAAGACCGAAUACAGGACUUGAUUGAUAUGGGGUAUGGUUAUGAUGAAUCCGAUUCCUUCAUCGAUAACUCUGAGGCGUAUGAUGAGCUUGUUCCUGCUUCUUUGACUACAAAGUAUGGAGGAUUUUACAUUAACUCGGGAACCCUGCAGUUUAGACAAGCAUCAGAAUCUGAGGAUGACUUCAUUAAAGAAAAGAAGAAAAAAUCUCCAAAGAAGCGGAAGUUGAAGGAAGGUGGUGAGAAGAUAAAGAAGAAGAAAAAAGAUGACACUUAUGACAAGGAGAAGAAAUCGAAAAAGUCCAAGUUUUCCAAAGCCGGCUUCACAGCCCUCAAUGCCAGUAAGGAGAAGAAGAAGAAGAAAUAUUCUGGGGCUUUAAGCGUUAAAGAGAUGCUAAAGAAAUUCCAGAAGGAGAAAGAGGCUCAGAAGAAAAGGGAGGAAGAGCACAAGCCGGUGGUGGUGGUGGCAGCGGAAGCGCAGGGCCUGCGGGAGUUGGAGGGCACCACUGACCCCUUGCUAUCACUCUUUGGCUCUACUUCUGACAACGACUUGCUCCAGGCGGCCACAGCCAUGGACUCGCUGACAGAUUUGGAUUUGGAGCAGCUGCUCAGUGAGUCUCCAGAAGGAAGCCCCUUCCGUGACAUGGAUGAUGGAAGUGAUUCCCUUGGGGUGGGAUUGGACCAGGAUUUCAGGCAGCCCUCCUCUCUCCCUGAAGGCCUGCCAACACCCCUGGAGAAGCGCGUUAAGGAACUGGCUCAGGCUGCUAGAGCUGCCGAGGGAGAGAGCAGACAGAAGUUCUUCACCCAGGAUAUUAAUGGGAUCCUAUUAGACAUAGAGGUGCAGGCUCGGGAACUGAGUAGCCAAGCCCGUUCUGGAGUCUAUGCCUACCUUGCCUCAUUCCUGCCCUGCAGCAAGGAUGCUCUGGUCAAACGUGCUCGAAAACUUCACUACUGUGAGCAGGGGGGCCGUCUGAAGGAGCCACUCCAGAAACUCAAGGAAGCCAUUGGCAGGGCGAUGCCAGAGCAGAUGGCCAAGUACCAGGAUGAAUGCCAGGCACACACACAGGCAAAGGUGGCUAAGAUGCUGGAAGAGGAGAAAGACAAGGAGCAGAGAGAACGGAUUUGUUCUGACGAGGAGGAAGAUGAAGAAAAGGGAGGCAGGAGGAUAAUGGGACCCCGGAAGAAAUUCCAGUGGAAUGAUGAAAUCAGGGAGCUGCUCUGCCAGGUAGUGAAGAUCAAACUGGAGAGCCAGGACCUGGAGAGGAGCAGCAAGGCCCAGGCCUGGGAAGACUGUGUGAAGGCCUUUCUGGACUCCGAGGUCAAGCCUCUCUGGCCCAAGGGCUGGAUGCAGGCCAGGACUCUAUUCAAGGAGAGCAGACGAGGCCAUGGGCACCUGACGUCAAUCCUGGCCAAGAAGAAAGUAAUGGCUCCUUCUAAAAUCAAGGUGAAGGAAUUGUCUACAAAACCUGAUAAAAAGGUUUCUGUCCCAUCAGGACAGAUUGGUGGCCCCAUUGCUUUGCCCUCAGAACACCAGGGAGGAGGCCUGAGCACUGGGGCUGCAAGCAGGGAGCCCCCAUCCCAGGCGUUGAGUGGCCUGGCUAACCCUGUGCCUGUCAGCCUGGAGGACUCAAUGGAUGAAGAUUUGAUCUGCAAUUCAGCCUCCUCAGUAGAAGCUGUGUCCAAGGAACUGACUGCACUGAAUAGCAGAGCAUCUGGGAGCUCUGAAUUCAUACUGCCUGCACCCUCAAAAGCACCUGCAGAGAAAGUUCCAGGUGUUUCAUGUACAGAAGAAAAAAGGAACCUUGUGAAGCCCAACCCUUCUGCUCCACCACCAGCUAGCUCUCUGCAGUCCCCCCUAAAUUUUCUGGCUGAACAGGCUCUGGCACUGGGGCAGUCCUCUCAGGAAAAAAAACCAGAGAGUUCUGGCUACAAAGAGCUGUCCUGCCAGGCUCCCCUCAGCAAGGGCCUGCCAGAGGUGCACCAGCUCAAAGCAAAGCACCACAGUUUGCCACGGACAUCUCACGGACCCCAGGUGGUGGCUCCUGUGCCUGGCCCCCAGGUCAAAGUUUUUCAUGCUGGCACUCAGCAACAGAAAAGCUUCCCACCCCCAGCUCCAUUUGCCAAUAAGCUCCAAGGCCCAAAGGCUUCCCCCCCACAGUGUCAUCGUUCCCUCUUGCAACUUGUGAAGACAGCGGCCAAAGGCCAGGGCUUCCACCCCUCCACACCAGCCUCCUCAGGCCUGCCAGCCCCCAGCGGCAGCUCUCAUAAGACCCCAGCCCCGUCUUCUACUGUCCUGAGCCAUCCAGCAAAACAGCAUUCGGUCAGCUCUGCAGGGUCAUCUUAUAAGAAUAAUCCCUUUGCAAGCUCCAUCUCCAAACAUGGCGUUUCCUCCGGCAGCUCUUCCUCUGGAGUAACACCGGUCCAGAGUGCUACUUCUGGGAACCUGCUCCCUGGCAUACAGCCUCCCUCCACAGGACAGUCUACCAGCCGACCCAUCCCAAGCUCAGCAGUGAAAAAACCGCCUGUUUCCCAGAAGCUGACCCUGGUGGCCCCACCAGGUGGUCCAAAUGGAGAUUCUGGUGGAGGGACCCAGGGAGUGGCAAAGUUACUGACCUCGUCCUUAAAGCCUCCUGUGGUUAGUAGUGUGACAUCGUCUACCUCCUUGCCAAAAGGAACCAGUGGGGCUGUGCUGCUGACCAACUCCUCUCCCUUAAACCUGCUGCCUUCAUCCUACAAGUCCAGCAGCCCAAAGCUGCCUGGGGCCAUGAACUCAAACUCUCUGGGCAUCAUAGCCCCUGUCCCAAUUCCUCUCCACGUACUCUCCUUCAGCGCCGACUCCUCUGCCAAAGCAGGGGUAUCCAAGGACGCCAUUGUCACAGGCCCUGCUCCUGGGCCUUUCCACCCUGGCCUCGGCCACAGUCUUCUGGCUGGCUUGCACUCCAGCCCGCCCCACGCAGCGCCUCUCCCACACGCUGCUGUGCCCACCCAUAUCCCGCAGAGUCUGCCAGAUGCUUCUCAGCUUCACGGGAAAGGACCUGGGGUACCACGGAAAUUGUGACCACUUCAAGGAAAGGCUUGACAAAUUUGGGUCUGGGUGGAAGCCAAAUGUGUGGGUCUCAGAUCAUGGAUAUUCACUGCGUUCUUUCUACCGACUGGUUUUCUUCUGGAGAAGGUGUGAGUUCUAAGUGGAGUGCCUCUUGGUACUUCUAAUAUGCCUCCAAGUAAGGCAGCCAGCCUGCACUGCUUGGGAGGCGCUACUGACCUGGAGCUCUGGGCCUGCGGCUUUGUUGCUGGAUGGUUGCUGGAGGGGCAGCUCGAGGCUGGGGUAUAUGCUGGGCUGCAGCGGCAAGCACAGUGUGUAAGCGUUCUGGUGGCAGAUCAGUCGGCACAACCACAUUUUAAAUCUGCCUGAGCCCUGGCAUUUGGUCAGAGUACCCACCCCACAGCACCCUACUGGUCAGGGGCUCCUUCUGGCCACAUAAGACCCUAUCUUCAGGCUGUGUGCUCAAGAGGACAAAACCCAGGCCAAAGCCACAGCUGGGAGACCUCCCUUGUCUCUGCAAAGUACCAAGAACACCUAAUGAGUGCUUACUGUGGGAGCCAGUUUCGCCUCUGAACACAACAGUGAAGCUCUUCUAGAGAAAAGACCGUAGUAGGUUCCACAAUGGUGAUAGGAUUGUUAAAGACACCUAUUUUGGGCUCAGUUUUCUUCAUGACCAUUACAUGCAUUGGAUAGAAUGAGACUGUUCUUCACACGUCAUGUCUAGGAAGACGUAAUUCCAGUGCCUUUCUGGUGGAGCAGCAUUCAACAACCAUGUCCAUUCAGCCCUGAGUGGAUCUGAGAUGAAGACCUUUUUAAAGAUGUGUCUAUUUAAGACAUAGCCAGUUUUAGUUGAGUUUUUUACAGUUGCACAUCAUCAUCUGUGCCGUCCUGACUUGAAGGUCAUCUGGGCCCCCCCCAUCCCAGGUCCCAGUGUAACCAGGCUCCUGUCUUGUUUGUCCAGCAUUUACGCAGUUGGACUGCAGAGCCCCAAGCCAUUCCUCUGUCUGGGGGCCGAGGGUAUGAGGUCCUGAGUCACAGAUAGACAUUCCAGUUUGUCUUACUACAAAUCAUUCUUUGCCAGUCCUGCAGGCACAGGCUCUGUGAAGUGUCUGCCAUGAAACAGGCCUUGAACUGCUGGGGCUCUCCAGGCUGUGGGGCUGUGUUGAGUGAAGGAUGGUGGGCAGAGGAGCUUGGAGAGUGAAUGAGACAGACUAGGACAGCUGUUGCAGAGCUCUGAGGUCACCAGCCUGGUCACACUCAACCAGUGACUAUUUCACAAGGACUUCGAGGGCCCUUGCCUGUCCUGUGAAGUCUGUGCCUCAAGGUGGGUCUGAACUGGCCACUCCAGCUGAGUGAUUCCAGACGUGUUGGGAGUAUGCAGCAUCUUUGCUCCGCAUGUACACCUGUGUGGAAACACGGACCACUCUUUUGGUUCCUGAUUCCCGGGAUGUACUGCUUCAUAACUCGUAAUUAGUGUAGAGGUUUCUGGUCUUCCCGGGUUUCUGAGGAACAAGACCUGUCAGCUAUUUGGCCUGGCCUCUGCUCUGACUCCUUUUUUAUGUAAGAACCAAUCUGUAUUUCACACUGGGGUAAGUGGAUUCCUUAUCCCUUUAUCAUAUAUAUUUUUUGCAACUUGGGUUUCCAGUUUGUUUACAGAAUAGUCUUAAGUAGUAGCAAAAGAGCCAAAGAAGAGAUUUGUAUUGCUGAGCUCAAAGCCAAGCAGUGGCUGCCAGUAAAGGCUGAGCAGUGGGAAUUCUCCAGGUUUCUCUGCCCAUGAGCAUCCGGCUACCAGCCCCAACCCUUCCUUCCUUUCCCCUCAGUGCCCCCUCUUCCCCGUGUCCACUGAGUGUGCAGCGGGAGCAGAAUACCCUCAUUUUUAGGAAUCUAGUGAUGCCUCUUGCCUCAGGGAAAUGUUUCUUCGAUGGGGAGCUUGAGAUUUCUUUUUCUUGUUUAUGCUUUAUUUGUGGUCACGAAAGAGUGAAUGACUUAAACAGCCAUGGCAAGGCACAUCUACAGGCCCGGCUGCAGUGGAAGGUGGGGCGAGCGGCCUGGGGGCUGGGGGCUGCAUGGGUUUCCUUGGCAGCAAGAGUCUCUGAGCACUUACCGAGCAUGGCCGUUUCUUGAGUGUGAAAGGGGCUGUGGCUUUUGUGCAGCGACGGUGUUGGGGGUGGUGUGGAGAUUGUUAAUCUUGUAUAAAGCACUUAAUAAAUUGUUUCAAGGUUUCCAGAA